CUGUUACAUCCCCGGAUCACGAGAAGAUUCACUGGGUUUAUCAUUUUCAUCAAUUCAUAUUUUCUGAUUUCUGAUCAUAAUCUCAGCUAUUAACACCUGAAUUUUGAUUCUGGAUUCUUAGUUAAUGUCGCCUUCUCUUCCCAAGUUUGAUUUAAAGGAGUGUUCGUCCAUGUAGCUUGGUUUUGGUGUUUGGUGAGAGUUUUCAUCAAGUUAGGGGAGAGUUAGGUAGAAGCAUUUGGGUGAGGUAGUGAUAAGGUUGAAGGGGGAGUGAUUCAUUGGUUCCACACUAGUGUGGUAUGAAUUCGAGGGGUGAUCCCGGGGAUGGCUAUUUUCGACUUCCUUUGGAGAAUCAAACUCAACAUGAGUUCCAAUUCAUGGGUUCUUGCAUUCCAUUUACACCUAAAAAACCUCUGCAAGGUGGGGGUAGAUCAAGUCUGAUCGUAGAUGAGAGAGUGACACACCAGGAUCUAAAUGUGGUUCCAGGUGUUGAAUUUGUAGAGAGGGCAUUCUGCAACAGUGGUGUGGAUCAUAAUGGGGUUUAUGACCAUGGUGCUCAUCAGGGCGUGACCAACUUAAAUAUGAUGAUUAAUAGCUUAGCGGGAUCACAUGCACAAGCUAGGAGUAAUAGUGAGAGAGAUCUUUUGGGCAGGAGUGAUGUGACUUCGCCUUUACCACCAGUUAUCAGAAACACCACCAGUAAUAUAGAGCCGGUCAAUGGAAAAUUUUCUUCAAAUGUGGGUAUGGUAAACGGUCCUUUCACCCAGAGUGGCAGUUCUCAAGCUGGCUAUACUGAGUUUGAAUUGGACGACUUGUUGAAUCCCGAUCAUAUGCCCUUCUCCUUCACAAGCUUGCUGAGUGGUGGGGAUAGCUUAUUCCAGGUUCGUCAAUAUGGAACUCCAGCGUGUAGCAAGCCACUUUACAAUUUGAAUUCACCAAUCAGAAGAGAAGCAGUUGGGUCAGUCUGUGAAAGUUCGUUUCAAUAUGUACCGUCAACCCCCAGUCUGUGCAGAACAGGUGAAAAGAAUGGAUUCCUUGAACAGAUAGUUACAACCAUUGGACAUGAAAUCACAGAGCCGAAAUCUGACAAAAGUAUGCAGAGCAUUAUGGACGCGUCUGCUGUUAAUGCGACGGAAGUUACUGAACAAAAUGAUGGAAGCAGACAAGAUGUUCUGGAGUUUGAUCUUAACAAGACACCUCAGCAGAAACCCUCCAAAAGGAAAAAGAAGUUCAUGCCCAAGGUGGUCGUGGAAGGCAAACCUAAAAGGAAGCCACGCAAACCUGCAACUCAGGAAAAAGUGAAUUCUAAAGAAACCGGGAGUGGCAAAAGGAAAAAAGCUCAAAAGACAAACUUGAAAGAAUCAGCAACUAAAAAGCCAGCCCAUGUUGGAGAUAUGAGCAACAAAAGCCCUGAAGUCACACUCAAAAGUUGCAGAAAAGCUUUGAAUUUUGACUUGGAGAAAUCUGGAGAUGCGAGGCAAGGUGACUCUGAGUUUGAAAUUGUCCAGAACAAUAAUGGCGCAAACUCAUUUUCUGAGAUCAGAGAUGCCAUUGGUGGAACUAAUGGUAGUUUUCUGGAUUCAGUGACACAAAUAGGCCAGACCAAUGGAUUGGUGGCUACGUACCAGCCACAUGAAGUGUCAAUGGGAAACCAGCCAGAUAAACUAUCAACGGAAGCGAAACUGGCCAGAGACCAGCAACCUGAUUUAUUGACUAGAAACCAGCAAUGCCAGUUCCCAGUGGGAACCCAGAACACCCAGUUCCCAAUGGGAAACCAACAAGCUUGGCUUCAGAUGAAAAACCAACUUAUUGGCUUUCCAUUCGGUAACCAGCAACCUCGCAUGACCAUAAGAAACCAGCAGCCUUGCUUGGCCAUGGGUAAUCAACAACCUAUGUAUCUGAUAGGAACUCCACGGCCUGCAUUGGUGAGUGGAAACCAGCAACUAGGAGGUCUCCAAGGGAACAAGCAGCCUAUAUUUUUGAAUCAGCAGACUUGUUUACCUACUGGAAAUCAACAAUAUGGAUCACCGACAGACAUGCAUCAGCUUGUUAUGUCAACCGGAGGGCAACAACAUGGACUACGGAUGAAAAACCAGCAACCUGGAUUUUUGUUGAGAAACCAGCAGCCUGGAUCAUCUAUGAGAGGCCAGCAGCCUUGCGUACGUUUGAUGAACCAGCAACCUGGAACUCCAAAAGGUUUUACUCACUUGAAUCAGAUGGUCGGUUCCUGCAUGUCAUCGCCUGGGCUUCAACCUCAUUCUCAGUCACAAGUUCCUUCAACAAAUUUAUAUGUGGAAUCUGUUUCCAGGAGUUUGAAUGGGACUACAGGUGCAUGUCAUAGAAGCAGCGCUCCUGAAUACGGUUCUUUACAGCAAGAUAUCCAUCAAGGAAAUGAGUACAUCCUUUCUCAUGAGAGAUCCAAUGGUGAAUUCUUUGACGUAUGCAAAAAAGUAGUAUCUCAAAACUCUUCUUUGCCAACCCCAAUUAUGGCUAAUCUUGAGGAAGCCAGGGGCUCGAAGAGACAGUAUCAUCCUGCAAUGGGACAGAUGGAAAACCAUGAUCUAAACUUAGCAGGUCGUUGGCCUUCGCUCCAACAGAUUGCUCAAUCACAAGAUGUGGAGAGACACAUGGCUCAAUCAGAAGAUGUGGAGAGACAUAACAGCAGACCGUGUGCCAAAUAUUUAGGUGCUGCAAAGAAAAUGAAAAUCCAGAAAGUAGUCCAAGAAAAUUUGCAUGGCAUGCCACCUGAGGUAAUAGAAAUCGAGGAUGAUCCAACUGAUGGGGCAAGAAAGGAUAAAAGCAUCAUUAAAACUGCAUCUAAACGAAUUUCGUGUUCAGUUCAAAAGUCAGCAGAUAAUGAGAAAUGUAUUGUCCCCAGAACGCCUGCAAAAAGGGGUCGUGCAGGGAGAAAAAAAUCAGUACCUCCGUCUGCUCAUGCCUCAGAGAUCCAGCUUUGGCAACCUACAACUCCAAAGACACCUUCAUCAAGAAGCAAGGCUAAAGAAAAAGGGAGGAAGUCCAUUCAAGCUUCAGGAAAAGCAAGAGGUCCAUCAGGAAAACUUCUAUGUCUGGAUUCUAUUGCGGAAAUAAUAUACAGGAUGCAGAAUCUGAAUCUAGGAGACAAAAACAGAGAACAAGAGCAAAAUGCACUUGUCUUGUACAGAGGAGAUGGUGCGGUUGUUCCAUAUGAGAGCAAGAAGCAAAAACCAAGGCCUAAAGUUGACCUUGAUGAUGAAACAACUCGGAUAUGGAAUCUAUUGAUGGGUAAAGGAGAAAAAGAGGGUGAUGAAGAGAUGGAUAAGAAAAAAGAGAAGUGGUGGGAAGAAGAGAGGAGAGUUUUCCGAGGAAGGGCCGAUUCAUUCAUCGCCCGUAUGCAUCUUGUACAAGGAGAUAGACGUUUUUCGCCAUGGAAGGGAUCAGUGGUUGAUUCGGUCAUUGGAGUUUUCCUUACACAGAAUGUCACGGAUCACCUUUCAAGCUCUGCUUUCAUGUCUCUAGCUGCUCGAUUCCCUCCAAAAUCAAACAGCAGCCGAGAAGAUGAAAGGAAUGUUAGAAGCGUAGUUGUUGAAGAUCCAGAAGGAUGCAUUCUGAACUUAAAUGAAAUUCCUUCGUGGCAGGAAAAUGUUCAAAAUCCAUCUGACAUGGAAGUCUCUGGGGUUGAUAGUGGAUCAAAAGAGCAACAAAGGGACUGUUCAAACUCUGGAAUCGAAAGAUUUAAUUUCUUAGAGAAGAGUAGUCAAAAUUUAGAAGAGGAAGUAUUAUCAUCACAAGAUUCUUUUGAUCCUGCGAUAUUUCAGUCGUGUGGGAGAGUUGGAUCCUGUCUAUGUUCCAAAUCAGACGCAGAGUUUUCUACAACCAGGUGUGAAACAAAAACUGUCAGUGGAUCAUCACAAUCAGUGCAAACUGGGAGUCCAAACUUGUCUGAUGAAAUUUGUCUUCAAGGGAAUGAGAGACCGCUUCUAUAUGAUGGAUCUGGUGAUGUUCAGAAACAAGAAACUACAAAUGUCGCUCAGGAGAAACCUGAUCUCGACAAAAUAAUGAACUGGAAGGACUCUCUCUCUUUUGGUCAGCCAAGCAAUGAUACUAAUUGGCAAAAAAAAGGACCGACCAAUCCUUCCAGCAGCUAUGAGCAGAGUACGAUUCAACAGCCACAUGUAAUAGACAUAGAGGAUUUUGGAAUGCAAGGUGAAGGCCUUGGUUAUCCUUGGCUGUCCAUUUCACCAAGAGUUGACAGCGGAAAGAACAAAAACGUACCACGCAGAUUUUUCAGACAAGGUGGAAGUGUUCCAAGAGAAUUCACAGGUCAGAUCAUAUCAUCAACGCCUCAUGAAAUGCUAGGAAUGGGAUUGUUUGCUUCCUCAAGUGCCCUCCAAGUGCACCAGGACGAUACCCAACAUAAUCAACAAGAUGAGAUGAAUAAAGCAUCCCAUUUACAAAAAGCAUUUAUGGAUCUGCUCAACUCUUCUGAAGAAUGCCUUACAAGACAGUCCAGUACCAAACAGAACAUCACGGAUGGCUGCCUACCGAGAGAUAGAACUGCUGAAAACGGGGUUGAUCCCCUCAGUAAAAAUACAAGCUUACAGAACAUAUUGGUCGAAUCGAAUUCCAGCAAUAAAGAGCAGACAGCAGUUGAAUACAACGAGACAAAUGCCACUAUUGUACGAGAGAUGAAAGGGACGCUUGCUGAUGGGAGAAAGCCUACAAGCCAGUGGGAUAGCCUCAGAAAAGAUGUGGAGGUGAAUGAAGGGAGAAAGGAAAGAAGCAAAGACAGUAUGGAUUCCAUAGACUAUGAAGCAAUAAGACGUGCUAGUAUCAGUGAGAUUUCUGAUGCUAUCAAGGAAAGAGGAAUGAACAACAUGUUGGCGGUACGAAUUAAGGAUUUCCUAGAACGAACAGUUAAAGAUCAUGGUGGUAUCGACCUUGAAUGGUUGAGAGAUGUUCCUCCUGAUAAAGCCAAGGACUAUCUCUUGAGCAUAAGAGGUCUGGGAUUGAAAAGUGUCGAAUGCGUGCGACUCUUAACGCUCCACAAUCUUGCUUUCCCUGUUGACACGAAUGUUGGAAGGAUAGCCGUUAGGCUGGGAUGGGUGCCUCUACAACCUCUACCUGAAUCACUUCAGUUACACCUUCUAGAGCUAUACCCUGUGCUUGAGUCCAUCCAAAAAUUUCUUUGGCCAAGACUCUGCAAACUCGAUCAACCAACACUGUAUGAAUUACACUACCAGCUGAUUACGUUUGGAAAGGUAUUUUGCACAAAGAGUAGACCAAAUUGUAAUGCAUGUCCAAUGAGAGGAGAGUGCAGACACUUUGCCAGUGCUUAUGCUAGUGCAAGACUUGCUUUACCGGCACCGGCACCAGACGAGAGGAGCUUAACAAGUGCAACUAUUCCGGUCCCUCCCAAGUCCUUUCCUCCUGUAGCCAUCCCGAUGAUAGAACUACCUCUUCCGUUGGAGAAAGCCCUAGCAAGGGGCGCACCAUCGAAUAGAGAAAACUGUGAACCAAUAAUUGAAGAGCCGGCCUCGCCCGAGCAAGAAUGCACUGAGAUAACAGAGAGUGAUAUUGAAGAUGCUUACUACAAUGAAGACCCUGACGAGAUCCCAACAAUAAAACUCAACAUUGAACAGUUCGGAAUGACUCUACGGGAACACAUGGAAAGAAACAUGGAGCUCCAAGAAGGUGACAUGUCCAAGGCUUUGGUUGCUUUGAAUCCAACCGCUACUUCUAUUCCAACUCCCAAACUAAAGAACAUUAGCCGUCUCAGGACAGAGCACCAAGUAUACCAGCUCCCGGAUUCACAUCCUCUCCUCGAUGGUAUGGAUAAAAGAGAACCAGAUGAUCCAAGUCCUUAUCUCCUAGCUAUUUGGACACCAGGUGAAACAGCGAAUUCGGCUCAACCGCCUGAACAGAAGUGUGGAGGGAAAGCGUCUGGCAAAAUGUGCUUUGACGAGACUUGUUCUGAGUGCAACAAUGUGAGGGAAGCAAACUCACAGACAGUUCGAGGGACUCUUUUGAUACCUUGUCGAACUGCCAUGAGAGGAAGUUUUCCGCUCAACGGGACAUACUUUCAAGUUAACGAGUUAUUUGCAGACCACGAGUCCAGUCUCAAUCCCAUCGAUGUUCCUAGAGAUUGGAUAUGGGAUCUCCCGAGAAGGACUGUUUACUUCGGAACAUCAGUAACAUCAAUAUUCAGAGGUCUUUCAACGGAGCAGAUACAAUUCUGCUUUUGGAAAGGAUUCGUAUGUGUCCGUGGAUUCGAACAGAAGACAAGAGCACCGCGUCCAUUAAUGGCAAGGUUGCAUUUUCCGGCGAGCAAAUUGAAGAACAACAAAACCUGAAGAUGAAUGGAUUAAAGAAAACACAUUGCUUCUCUGCUCUCCUCUAUUUAAAGGCAAGGAAAAAACCCAUUUAGGCAUAAAAACAGGAAACCAAAUAGGCUUCUUUUUUUUUUCUCUUUCUUUCUGACUUCAUUCUUAGAGAAGAGCAGAAGAGAAACAAAAGAAAAUAGCAACACAAACAAGUUUUUUGGGUUAUUUAUUUUCUCUCUAACAAAUUUGUAGCAUUUCGGCCUUUUUGGUUGUCACUAGCGUGGCAAAUCCAAUGCCUGCGCACACAGGCGCAUUGUCAAUAAAUUUCUCCGGCCACCGGAGUAUUUAGCAUCUUUCAACCGGCGGCUAAUGCGAAUACUUCCGGCAACACAUAUUCCUU
Molecule: messenger RNA, 6699 nt
Organism: Arabidopsis lyrata subsp. lyrata
Lineage: Eukaryota; Viridiplantae; Streptophyta; Magnoliopsida; Brassicales; Brassicaceae
Product: transcriptional activator DEMETER
Exons: 20
Coding region: 297-6329 (2010 amino acids)
Biological process (GO): base-excision repair
Molecular function (GO): 4 iron, 4 sulfur cluster binding; DNA demethylase activity; DNA N-glycosylase activity
Source: RefSeq, a predicted model, not a curated record